Messenger RNA from Vitis riparia (riverbank grape), 793 nucleotides. Its product is annotated as membrane protein PM19L-like. The transcript is spliced from 4 exons. The coding region runs from base 110 to 589 and encodes 159 amino acids. Lineage: Eukaryota; Viridiplantae; Streptophyta; Magnoliopsida; Vitales; Vitaceae. The record is from RefSeq and is a predicted model, not a curated record.
UGCACAAAACACAAGCACCUCCACCCUCUUUCCUGCAUUGAGCCCUUCUUUUGAAGCCCCCAUCUCCAUCUUUCAACACAUCUUUUUCUGAGCUCUACCAAGGGAAAAGAUGGCAGUCCUGAAAUCUGCAGCAUCCCUGCUUUUAGUCCUUAAUUUCUGCAUGUACGGCGUAGUCUUAGGCAUAGGAGGGUGGGCUAUGAACAGAGCAAUUGACCAUGGUUUCAUCAUUGGGCCGGACUUCUACCUUCCAGCACAUUUCUCACCUAUAUACUUCCCUAUGGGAAACGCCGCCACUGGAUUCUUUGUGGUGUUUGCUUUGAUCGCUGGAGUAGUUGGUGCUGCUUCAGCCAUAGUUGGCCUCAACCAUGUUCGCUCGUGGCAUCUUGAUAGCAUGCCUGCUGCUGUUUCUGCUGCUACCAUUGCUUGGUCACUCACCCUGCUUGCCAUGGGCUUUGCUUGGAAAGAGAUCAGUCUCGGCUUCAGGAAUGUCAAACUGAGAACAAUGGAGGCAUUAUUAAUCAUCCUUUCGGCCACUCAACUGAUGUACAUAAUAUCCAUUCAUGGCAGCACAGCCAGGAGAAACCCUUGAAGCUUGAGUCAUGAUGUGGGUGUGGUUUGAUUCAAUUACCUUCCUCUUUUUUUUUCAUUUGUGUUCAUUUCAUUUCCAUUUACAGUUGUACAAACCCAGCAUGCGAUUGGUGAAUUAUGGAGUCAUUGGUGUAAUACGUUUGGAUUUGUAUUGAAGAAAUAAAAGUUAAUGUGAAAAGAAGACGAUUUUUCUGAGUGUCCUAAA